Molecule: messenger RNA, 7077 nt
Organism: Monopterus albus (swamp eel)
Lineage: Eukaryota; Metazoa; Chordata; Actinopteri; Synbranchiformes; Synbranchidae
Gene: araf
Product: A-Raf proto-oncogene, serine/threonine kinase
Exons: 16
Coding region: 182-2011 (609 amino acids)
Biological process (GO): MAPK cascade; protein phosphorylation
Cellular component (GO): cytosol; mitochondrion
Molecular function (GO): MAP kinase kinase kinase activity; ATP binding
Source: RefSeq, a predicted model, not a curated record
GGAGCAUUUCGGAGGUUUUCCGCUUUCUAUGAAGCUCUUGGCAGAUCCGACUUCAGAUUGAGAGAAAUCAAGAUGGCUGCUACAGGUUCUAAAUAAAGAGCAGAUUCCUCUGGUUCUCACUGCACAUGAAGCUCUCCUGACGCUGCAGUGUCUAAGUGCUACGCUCCUCGUGCCUCUCGUCAUGUCCUCCACCUCUUCCUCCUACUCUUCCUCAGGGGAGACUAGCCCAGAGGAUGUACCCCGAGGUGGGGGCACCAUCCGAGUCUACCUCCCCAACAAACAGAGGACAGUGGUAAAUGUUCGUCAAGGACAGACUGUGCACGAGAGUCUGGACAAAGCGCUCAAAGUGAGAGGCCUAAGCCAAGAAUGCUGUGCUGUAUUUCGUCUUCUGGAAGGUCGUAAGAGACUGACAGACUGGGACACAGACAUUACUCCUCUGGUUGGAGAGGAGCUUUUAGUUGAGGUCCUGGAUGAUAUACCCCUCACCAUGCACAACUUUGUACGGAAAACUUUCUUCAAGCUAGCUUACUGUGAUUUUUGCCACAAGUUUCUUUUUAAUGGCUUCCGAUGUCAGACGUGUGGCUAUAAAUUUCACCAGCACUGCAGUAGCAAGGUCCCUACUGUGUGUGUGGACAUGGAUACUAUAAGCAAACGGUGUGAUCCCAAUCCUUGCACAGAUGAGUACCCUCAGAUAAUAUUGCCAGAUAAUUCCCCUUCGCAGAGUAACAUAGCCUUAAUCUCGGAGCCUGCAGGGAUGGACCUCUUGUCCCCAACGUCUGCCUUUACUUUCCCCAUGCCUGGUGGAGAUGGCCAGUCUCUACAGAGGCAGCGCUCCACCUCCACUCCCAAUGUUCAUAUGAUCAGCACAGUGGGCCCUGCUGGUGCCAGCAUCAUAGAGGAAGCCCUAAAAUUGAACAGCAUGAUGGGUCCUGAGCCCUCACCGAAGCCCUCCACCAGUCCACCCUCUUCUCUUGGCUCUCCAGGGAGGAAACCACCAAAGUCCCCUUCAGAGCACAAGGAGCGCAAGUCCUCUUCAUCUGAUGAGAAAAAGAAAGUGCACCGAGGGGGCAACAGAGACUCAAGUUACUACUGGGAGGUCCACUCUCGGGAAGUCACCUUUCAGAAGAGAAUAGGUGCUGGCUCCUUUGGAACAGUCUAUAAGGGCAAGUGGCAUGGAGACGUGGCAAUCAAGAUCCUGAAAGUCACUGAGCCAACGCCUGAGCAGUUGCAGGCCUUCAAAAAUGAAAUGCAGGUCUUACGGAAGACCCGCCACGUCAAUAUUCUGCUGUUCAUGGGUUUCAUGACUCAACCCAACUUUGCCAUCAUCACACAGUGGUGUGAAGGCAACAGCCUGUACCGCCAUCUGCAUGUCACAGAAACCAAGUUUGACACUAUGCGUCGCAUUGAUGUGGCCAGACAGAUAGCACAGGGCAUGGAUUAUCUUCAUGCAAAAAACAUAAUUCAUCGAGAUCUGAAAUCAAACAAUAUUUUUCUCCAUGAGGGCUGGACUGUUAAGAUCGGUGACUUUGGCUUGGCCACAGUGAAGUCACGGUGGAGCGGCUCUCAACAGGUUGAACAGACCAGUGGCUCCGUUCUGUGGAUGGCUCCCGAGGUAAUCCGGAUGCAGGACAACAACCCAUAUACGUUCCAGUCUGAUGUUUACGGCUAUGGAGUAGUCCUGUUUGAGCUGAUGUCAGGGACCUUGCCUUACUCCAGUAUCAACAGCAGAGACCAGAUCAUCUUUAUGGUUGGACGUGGUUACUUGUCUCCUGACCUUAGUAAGCUGUAUAGUACCUCACCCAAGUCAAUGAAAAGGCUUAUUAUUGACUGCCUGAAGUUCAAACGUGAUGAGAGGCCCCUGUUUCCACAGAUCCUGGUGGCCAUAGAGCAUGUGCAAGACCUGCUGCCAAAAAUUGAGCGGAGUCGCUCAGAGCCAUCGCUCCAUCGGGCUGUCCAUGCUGAGGACCUGAAUCCCCUCCUGUUACACACCACCAGGCUGAUGCCCCUCUAAGCCCUUUGCAGCACUGGGCAGAGACCACAGCAUUCCCAUGCCUCAGAGAGUCUACAGCUGGCUGUCUGACAGGCUGCGACACCCCCCUCCAAAAUCACUCUCUGCCCCUGCACAACCCUGGAGCUGCACCACUCAGCACAAAACUCAGUAACUGCAGAAAUAACCUUAAUAUUUGCUUAGUCUAGUGACACCUUUAUAAUGCAUCAAACAGGUUGGCUUGCAUUACAUACUCGAACCUACUGGGAGAGAUGUUAAGUUGUUUAAAGGAAAAUAUAAAAUGUUUCGCAUGUACACAGCAAAAUUGUGUUGCCCAUUUUCAGUUUUACUCAGACAUUUGAGGUGCACUUUAGCCAACAAUCCAAGUCGGUUCAACAGCCAUAAUGCUGGGGCUGCUAGUUUAGGUCACUUGAUCAGCUGCCGCAUUUAGCUGUCAUGCACCCCGUCCAGUAUGCUGCAAGAUAAAAGAGGCUGGAGAUCUGAAAUGUGAGAAAAGUGAUUUGAAAUCCGACUGAGUGCCUGUUUGAGGGUGUUUUUGUAGAAGAUGUGACGUUUUGUCACAAGAAGUAUAUUUAACCAUGACAGCAAAGUAGUAUGAGACAGAGGAAGAUAAUGCCCAAACUACCAGAAACCUAGAAGAGGUUGGCAACUUCAGACACUGAACUCUGCAAAUAGGUUUAGUGAGAAAUAGUUACUCUGCACAUAGAGCAUAUAGUGAAGGGCUUGGUGGAAAAUGACAGUGACCUUCAUGAAACUACAGAAUAGCUUCUGUGGGUAGAUGUCCUCAAGUAGGCACUCAAUUGUGUUUCAAAUCACCAAGUUCAUCUUGGACCUGAGUCACCAUUUAUAUUGCAGUGGAGUAAUAAAAAGUUAAAAUACCAAAAGAGCAUUUGACCUGGUAACCCAGCAGGGCUUGGCAAAAUUAGCUGUAGAUCCAAUUCAGAACAUGUCUGUUAAGGCACUACUGUGUGGACUGUGGAGGGGUAGAGAGAGAGAGAGAGAUUCUAAUUCAACAUAUCUAUUUAGUUUUAAAACCGUAUUGACUGGGACCAAUACAAUGGAGCAAGUCAAACUUGUUUCAGAUAUUUUCUUCAAAGGAACCAAAAACUAAACAGCGUAAUGUCCUGUAUGUUAACCCAUGAUCAGUUCCUGAAACAAAUAGAUUUCAUGUAACUUGCAAUGUUAUUUACCUGGCUCUACUGGAAUUUCUUUCAGCUUUUGUAAUAAGUUCUGACCAUAGACUGUAUAUUAUGAUGGACAAAGUCUCACCACUUCUGCCACGGUGCAGCGGCAGCCAGCUUGCUUUUGUGAUGUAUUUUUCAACUGAAUUUUGCACAGUAGUGAACAGAGGUGGAGCUGCUGUAUUAUACCAGCAAUCAAAACUGUUAUGUCGUGCAAAAAUAUACCCCUCUAUAUCAAGUAGUUAAUUAAAAUGAUGUCCUAAUACUGCAACAUUCCAUCAGGGGGUGGGGGGGUUCAAUUGUGGUGGCUUCAGUCUGAGACCUGUCAUUAUGUACAGUCUAUGGUCUAAUACAGGACUACAUUGUUAGGACCAAUAUUUUUUGCAGUCUCUGCAAAAGGAUCAUUCCAGCAUUCAUCGCUGCCAAGCCAAAAUAUUACAACACAUUUUUGCCAGUGCAGAAAACCCCCUUUUAAAACCUCUGUUGGAUCAUCACAGAACACUACACUCAGUGGGAUAUUAAGAGAAUGUUCAGGUUACUAAGAAAAUCCAGAUUAGGUCACCAGUAGAUUGGUUCUUUAACAACUAUGUAAAGCUCCAGCAGGUUGAAAUGUAAUCUUGUGUAAAAUCAGUUCAAGUCGUUGGUCUCCCUCCAACACACAAUGACUGGAACACAUUUAUAUAGUAAGGCACAGACUUUACAGCUCUCAGCUGAGAAGACCGUCAGACUUGAGGAACUCUCAGCAUUUUAUUCCACAUACCCCUUUUCAUUAUUUUAAAAUCGGAAUGCCAUCACACUCCAGAUUGCAGGUUCACAGAUGAGAGGGCUUUUACUUAGGUUGUUUCUUAAAUGAAUGUCAUUUUAGCCUUUGGAGGAAGUGACAGAUCUCAUUAAGAUACAAUGUGUAUGUAAAUAGUCCGGUGCGUUGCUGCUAUGUUUAGUGAUUUUUAGGAGAUGAGGCAUACACUACCAGUCAGAAGUCUGGACACACUCGCACCCAUUUGGUUUAUUUGGAAUGUGUGCCCAAACCUUUGAUGGUAGCCACGGCAUACAACUUCAAGUCUUUUGCAGUCAGGUCUUGAAAUAGAUUCUUAAUGCCCUCAAACAUUGCACUAUGGAUCACAUACAUGCCCAUACACAUACUUUAGUUAGUACUGUAGUUAACUUGGUUUAUUGGUCGCUUGGGUUUGGAGGCACUGUGGGAGGUGUGAGAAGUGUGAAUAAGGACCUACAAAUGCUUAACUCAGUAAGCUUCACAUGAACUAGGCUACAUGGCAUGUCAUCAGAGCACAUCUGUUUUAGGUGGCCGCACUCAGAGGCGGCAUGAAAAACCUUCUACAUUGCAAAAGUUGAUGGAUGAAAUUGUGUGCAGAGUGACAGACAGUCUGAAAGAGGAUGAAAUCCCAAUUCCUCUGAUCUGGACAAUCAGUGUUUUGUUUCAGGACAUUGUACAGCGGUGCGGUCACAGUUCCACCAUUGAAACAGGAGUUUUAGAUGCUGUAGAGAAUCAAACCAGCACUUACCAGCCAUCCUACUGUUCACUUUAUGUUGUUACUUGGGAAGUUCAGUACAUCAGUGUUUAGCUUCAAAUCCAAAGACUGUGAGCAUUUUCCAGUUGUUGGUGUUGAGAUGCUUGUGCCUGUUGUCACCUUUGAAACGGUUAUAGUCAACCAGGUCACUGUCCACUUCAAGUUUUUUUUCCAAAAGCUGAUAUGUUCACGAAGCAAAAAUGUCAGGUGGAAUUUGUUUUGUGUUCUCAGAUGUGUGUUCUGUAGAAACCAACAUUCCUGAAAUGGUCAGAUUUGUAGAAAUGAAUGAGAGAAUGAGAUGCAGAAGCUUUAGCCAGAGUUGACUGUACUGUCGGUAACAUCAGGGCUGGUAGUGCUUUCAGGCAGAGUAAAGGUUGGACUUGGUGCAGUUUGGUUUCCAAGCAUUUUAAGGUCUGGAUGGAAAAGAUUAAUUUUGGGAAAGCAAACUCCAUAGAAGUAGAAAUGUGGGUGAUGGCAAUAGAGUGUAUCAGCAGUUUGCCCAGUAGACAUGGACCUGUAAAUGUACAGUUUGUUCACAGCGGCUGGCUAGUUUCCAGUUUUGUCUGAAAUGAAUUUCAGCUUUUGGCUGUUGAAACGCCGUUUGUCCUAUGUAGAUGUGUUAUUGUUGGCCAUUGUACAGCUAGAAGUGCCUCUUCUUCUGGCUUGAUUGUUGGGUGGAGACCGAUACUGAGUGAGGGAAGAGCAACACCUGCCUUCAGGGGUUUGGACCACAGCCCAAAGCCAGACAUUUUUCUCCAGAUGUUUCCUAUUUCCACCGCGCUGUCUUGUGUGUAACUGUUUUUGUUCCUGGAUUUUAAACUGAGGCAAUUGGUCUGUUCUGUUGUUUUUAAAAAACAAAAAAAAACAACAAUUUUCUUUAUGAAUGUCAGCAGUAAUCCAUCAACACAGAGUUUGCUGCUCUCUGGCGUAAUAGGUCAUCUUGGAAGUAUUAGCUUUAUGAUGCUAAUGAGUCCUGCCUUUUAGCAUCACGCUGAAGUUAGUAGUAGAUAGCAGCAGCAACAGCAGCUGUGAGGGUGACGUCUUUGGUGGUGUUGUGUGAACUGGCUGCGCUUCUCUAUACUGUAUAUGAUGUAUAAACAGAACAGAUCUUAAUGUCUGUGUUAGUCAUUAAUCAACUGCCAACACAUUUAAAGACAUUAAAACAUUGAUAUUUUAAUGUUGUGAAAGUAGGGGCUGGGAACCCUAGCUGUUCUUACUCAUUCCAGUUAUAUAGGUGGAUGGUCGUUUUGGGGGUGGGGGAUUUAUGCACCAGGGCUGGGAAAGACUUAGCUGCUGUCUUUCUCUUAUUUAUUGAUGUGUUUGCUGAUGUUCUUGUGUGACCGCAACUCUUUGAGGUGGAUUAAUGUUUAGAGAGAGAUCACCCUUUGGAAACAUUGAUGUCGUCACCAGGGGCUCUUUCCAUCCAGAAUGUUUUUUAGGCAUGGUACUAGCCGUUCCUUCACAUGACUUCCUCUGAUACCAUUUACUGCAGGGGUAUUUCUGAUCACUUUCUGACAAACGUCUUGAGUACAAACUAGUCAUCAAACUUUUUAGCAGCAUUUUGUUCAUAGGGUUUCACUACGAUAGCAUUUACAAACGGCAACACUUCAGAAUACUGUAAAAGUAACUUAUUGUGGCAGGCGGUGUGUUAAACUUGAGCAUGUCCUGUUAAGUGUAGCCUUUACAUAUUUGAACUGCCUAGGGCUGCUGAAUGGAACAAACCCAGCUUUUUUUAAAUGAGCUGCUUUUAUUACCUUUGAGCAAUAGCAAGGACAGAAUGUCUUUUUAAAAUGUCUAGAAUGCAAGAUCAGGAGUGCUUUACAAUAAUGUCAGACCAGGUUUCCUGUGAAUCGGUGACAGAAGUGCAUCGCCACUCACAGGGACUCACUGUAGUGGAGGACUCUUAUUUCCCUCUUCAGAAAGGCUGUUGAAUCAUUUUGGCUCAGGUUUUUGUUAGCGAGGGCUAUGAAACAAGAAGUGUGUUCAUCUAGUAUCGUAAGGAGGAGGGAAUAAGUGCCUCAGGUACUGGAAAUCCCUGUCAGACAUGGACCUGAAUGACUUCAUGACACAUUAAAAGAUACUGUACUGCCUCUGGAGAGUUGCACGGAGCACCAGAGGGGGAAAACCAGACGUACAGUAACAGCUGUAGGUUUCAGAGAAGAAGAGGUUGAGUGAGCUGUAUCAGUUGUCUUUUCAUAUCUGUAAAGUAAAUUGCAAUAUGUGUGUUUAUAGUUUGAGGUGUCAGGGGUGUUCAGUUUGCAAUAAACGGUGUAUUCUGCUGUGUACAGUUACAUUUUUUUUUAAUGACAAAUUGUACUUGUUUCUAUUUUUUGUGUGGUUUCAAAAAGAACAAAAUUAU